CAAAUAGAAAUUAAGCUGCUUGAGUCUAGUCGGUAGAACCCCUCUGAUACAUACUAAUCGAUUAAAGUCGACCCUGAAGAUUCAUUCAUUGAUUGUUUCCGUUUUUUGGUGAGAUAGUGGUUAGUGGAGGAGACGAUGAUGAAUAAUAAUAAUCCAGGAGUUUCGAGGGCGCCGAUCACUAUAACGAGAAGGCAAACAAUAAGACAGGAACAGGCAUUUUUGGGAGGUGGGCUGAUUAUAAUGAGCACAGGAUUAUUCAUAGCUCAGAGUUCAUACAUUUGGUUCUUCCCCAGCCAAUGGCUUUUCUUCGGACUGAGUACGGAUGAAUUACUUCACGCAAUCAUUAGUUGGAAUAUAGCAUUCAUAGUAGGUUUAGCGGUAGCUGCACUUGCUGUUCGGAAGUUUCAGAAAGAUAAGAUCUAUUAUCUUUCAGCUCUUAUAGUCAUAAUCGGAGGUGCACUUAUGUUACCAUCUUGGGAUUCUGCAACUCCGCUCAUCCUUGCACGAUACAUCGCAGGCGCUGGACAAGGAUUGGCUUUCUUGCCUACAAUCAUCCACACAUCGGAAAUAACUCCGCCCACUGCUCGGGGAAAAACAGUCGGAUAUGUAAGCUUCACGUUAGUUUCUUCCAUUUUAAUUGGGUUUGCCAUGGUUGACCUGUUCAUCUAUGUUAAUUCGGGGAGCUUGUCCAUUGACCAAAUGCUUGGCAUACUAACGUUCAUUUUCGGGGUGGUAAGCAUUGUCGUUAACUAUGUAAGGUUUAUCGAGUCGCCAGUGUACCAUUUGAAGAAUAACGAUAUUAGGAGCGCCAUCGAUUGUUUGGCGAAGUUAAAUUUAGACCAUCCGUCAUCUCCCAAUGUAGCUAAUGAACUUGCCCACCUGCAAGAUUUCGUUCAUGGGCCAAAACGGCCCAGUGGAAGCUUCAGACCCUUUAUAAGGGUAGUUGCCCUACGCACGGUUUAUGCAUUAUCCACACUAACCAUCUUCAAUUUGUUCACGAAUCUAUUCCUUGGAAGGGACCUGCGUCAAUAUAGCUUGCUAGUUGCUUACUUGGUCAGAUUUUUCGGUGAGUUCAUCGGUACUUACACUGUGGACAAACUUGGACGACGUCUAUUAUUGCUGAUUUCUUUGGGGGGAUGCAUCAUACCGUUUGCUGUGAUCGGUGGUUUAUAUCUCGGUGAUCUUGACAACUCGAUUCUUGUAAUUAGUGGCGCAUUGUCGAUCGUAUACCGAUUCUUUUUGGGACUUGGAUUGAGCCACAUAUCUCUGCUUUACAUGGGAGAGAGUUUCACUGUUGGCCAAAAACCGUUUUAUAUUUUCAUAGCUCUCCUUUUGGAAAACGUAAUACAAAUACUUGCAAUGGUGAUAUGUUGGUAUUUUACUAUGAGGGUCGCACCGGCUUAUUUGGUUAUGGCCGUUUUGCAGCUAAUAAUUGGGGGCUUUGUGUACUGGAAGACUCCAGAAACAAAAGGCUUGACAUUGAUUGAGUGCCGAGAUAUUAUGGAAUGAUAUUUGUGUCAUUUGGGACUAUAUUAGUUUGCAGAGAGGUUUUCCCCUAUUUGUUAAGUAAUUAUAAGGACGAAAUUAUGAAAGUCCUGAUUUUGUAAAUUAAUAUUUUAAGUUAUUAUGU
Molecule: messenger RNA, 1630 nt
Organism: Hermetia illucens (black soldier fly)
Lineage: Eukaryota; Metazoa; Arthropoda; Insecta; Diptera; Stratiomyidae
Product: sugar transport protein 13-like
Exons: 3
Coding region: 136-1509 (457 amino acids)
Biological process (GO): transmembrane transport
Cellular component (GO): membrane
Molecular function (GO): transmembrane transporter activity
Source: RefSeq, a predicted model, not a curated record